GGGUAAAGUGUCUGAGCAGUGGGCGUGUGCAGAGCGGUUACAACUGGUUGCAUAAGUUUUGGGACCUGAAUGAACUUGCUGCAGCAGAGAGGCACCGUUGGACAGAGAAAUAAAUCUUCUGGCAAAGCUGAGCCGUCAACUCCUCUGCAGUGGAUCAUGACAGCAGCAGAGUCUAGUCCUCUGACCACCCACGUGCUGAACACCGGAGACGGCGUCCCUGCGGCCAGGAUGGCCCUCAGCCUCCAUCGACUUGACUCCAGUAUGAUGAUCUGGAACAUGUUGAGUGUCGGGACAACAAAUGGAGAUGGCCGCUGCUCAGGACUCAUCAGUCGGGCAGCUUUCACCCCUGGCAUGUACAAAUUGCGUUUUGAGACCGGUUCAUACUGGGAGAGUCUGGGUCAGAACUGCUUCUACCCCUAUGUCGAGGUUGUGUUCAACAUCAAUGACCCAGAGCAGAGGUUUCACCUCCCUCUGCUGAUGAGUCGCUUUUCUUACAGCACCUACAGAGGAAGCUGAGAAAGGACAAGUGGCUGCAGCUCCAAUACCCUGAAGCCAGAGAUGGAGAGUACUUCUGCUGUCACAGAUUUAUUGUACAAGUUGGAGUUAUUUCAGACUUGGACCAGCCAGGUUAACUUUUGUUUUUUUCUUUUCAUUUCUUUUUCUUUUUUUAUAUAUUUGAUCUCAAUUGCUAAUUUAUUAACGACUGUUGAGUCUGAAAUAUUUGAUUAUAGAAUAGUGUGUUUCAUAUUUAUAAAUGUACAGUUGAUUUACAUCAUCAUUAUUAUAGAUGGACAACAUAGACUUCACUGCUAAUGAUCAAGUGAAGUUCUUGUAACCUUAAAAUCUGUUUAAUAUAUUUUCCGUAAAACUAACUUUAAAAACUUG
Monopterus albus (swamp eel) is the source of this 885-nucleotide messenger RNA. Its product is annotated as 5-hydroxyisourate hydrolase-like. The coding region runs from base 70 to 516 and encodes 148 amino acids. Gene Ontology annotation, biological process: purine nucleobase metabolic process. Gene Ontology annotation, molecular function: hydroxyisourate hydrolase activity. The transcript has 4 exons. The record is from RefSeq and is a predicted model, not a curated record. Lineage: Eukaryota; Metazoa; Chordata; Actinopteri; Synbranchiformes; Synbranchidae.